Molecule: messenger RNA, 6633 nt
Organism: Kwoniella botswanensis
Lineage: Eukaryota; Fungi; Basidiomycota; Tremellomycetes; Tremellales; Cryptococcaceae
Exons: 6
Coding region: 1-6633 (2210 amino acids)
Source: RefSeq, a predicted model, not a curated record
AUGCUCGCUUUUGCUCUUAUCUACCUCUCCUACUUCUUAUCCCUCUUCAUCGUCCCAUACUUCUUGACUCUCUUCUUUUCAAUCCAUUUCCAAUCAGUCGAAUUCGGCGAAUACUGUUUUCCUACCAUCGAACCGGAAGAAGAAGAAACCACCGUGGGUGAUAUUCAAGACCAAAUCUAUGAGGAUCCUCCAUCAUCCUCAGAAGAAGACAAUGAAGGCGAAGUAGAAGGAUAUGAAGUUGAUUUCCAAGUCUUCAUGGAUGGUUAUUGUGGUCCCCAAUCUGCAUCACUCGACAUCAGCAACGAUGUACCUCAACUGAAUAGGGUGGCGGCGAACAAUCAACAUCCUCCACCUAUCAUGCCUUCCCGAAUACCGGAUGCGCCCAAUCUCCCACAGCCUUCAGAUGGUCCAUCAAUCCGAUCCUCCGAACAUGUGUUCACUCCAACUUUAUCUGUUCCACCUCAAGCAUUCUACCCAUACAUGGUAACACCUCAAGGGGCUCUCAUGCCACCGAUUAUCUUAUACCACAUGUACCCUUUCUGUAACAUGCCGUUGGACUACUUCAAAAAGCUCUACGAACAGUGUAGACAACAACUCAUCGUGCUCGCUCUUUCAAACGACGAUUCACAUACGCAAAGGGUAAAAUUGAUCUUUGGCGAGACUCAUCGUCCUUUCAGACUGGCGAGGAAAGAGAAGGAAUCAAGUAGGAAGGUGAAUAGGUAUUACCCUUAUAGGAGAAGGUCAAUGAAUGAGCGUUCAAGAUUACGACAAGGUAUCAAAGGAUGGCCAUACUCGCUUGAGAGGUUGUGGGGUUUCAAGUUCAAGUCCAAGUCCAAUCGCCGAACGAAGGAUUCACCAGUCUUGAAGACAUCCGAUAUCCUCUUAGAACAACUGCUCCCGGAGAAUCUCUUACGGAAGAAAAGACUUGAAAGUCCACCACCACCUUUCCCAUCUAUCCUUAAUAACGCUUAUGCGCCUAUACCAUCUUCUACUCCAAAUUUCACCUUCCUUCAUCCCCCCAAAAUCGGGAUUACACAACCUUUAGCCAAAGCUCUUGGCAAACGACCUUGUCGAGAUUGGGAUCAUGGGAAUGAAGAAAACUCGGAUAUUGGUACGAAGCAAACAAGGAGAUUUACAGUUGAAGCUGAGCUUCGAGUAAAAUCACCUUCACUUCACAAAUCCAAAUCUGUUGAAUUCGUCUUCACCAAACCACCUACUGUUCUGCCUGAUAAGCGUAGAUAUUCUCAACGUCGAUCACCUAGUCCUCCUCUGGGUCGUCAAGCUGGAUCAAGGAAGAAGAGAAGACUGACCGAGAGUCAGUUCUUGGAGAUUUCAGAUCUUUCCAAUGAAGAGAACAAGAAAGAAAAUGAAGAGAAAGAGAAGGAGCAGACUGCUCCUUGUACACCGCCCAGGAAUUCAGACAGCACACCUGAGUUGAGUGAUACACCAGGAGGAGAGGAGGAAAUGGAAGUACUGGUUACUCCGCCACAACCUUCUUCCACUGUUGUAGGAGAGGAAAUACAGGUGGUCUCUCCGAUUUCAGAAGGAGACGUAUUGUCUCUCACCUCACCAACUCAGUUGGAAAUCGAGUCAACCCCUGUGCAAGCGCCUCGACGAAGAAAGAAUCGUCCAGCACCUCUCGUUUUUGGUGGUUAUCUCAAUCCAGCUGGGGACACUCCAGCUGCUUCACCUACUCGUGCAGAACCUAGGGCAGUAACCCUGCCACAGCAACCACAAAUGGUCGGAAGGGAUACUUUGUCUCACUUCAUGGCGCCUUCGCUGGACGGUUACACCCAUUCACCAACUACUGCGAUGUUCUUGGAUGGACCUGCUAACAUGGCAGGAGGAGAGGUAGAGUCUGAAUCAGGGGACGAGCCUGGUCAAGGCAAGAGGAAAUGGAAACCCAACAAGUUGAGAAGAUUGAUGACUCACUUGCCGUAUCUCCAACCGACUUCACCCAGUCCAGCGACGAACUUCCUUCACAAUCGAAGACAAGCCUUGGUCCAGCAUAUCCAGAAAUUACUGGCUGAGAAACCUGUCGUACCUGAAGCCGUUUCAGUCGUUCCACCUCCUCUCAAGCAACCUGAUCGUGAAGAUCCACCUCUACCUAUCUCGCCUCUUGCAUCCGAUACCCCCAAUGCCACACGAGCACUCAACCCUUACGACCUCAAACCUUGGCCAAGGGAAUUACCAAAGCAGGAUCCCGCUUCGGUGAACUACACAUAUGAAUUUCUCCGGACCCUUCCUGAGCUCACUAGGUUCAAAUGGGCAAAGGAGGCGAACUAUGCCAGAGUCUUGAGGGAAACGUUCCACUACAGAUUUCUGAUGCAUAAGUGGGAGAAAGAGGAACGAGAGGCUAAGGAGGAGUAUGGUGAAAUAGGUGAUUUUAUGCGAGCUCUCCAAAAUACCAGUAAUGGUGAUGCACUUGGCAUGGACCAAUCAAGUGGUGGUCGUAAGCAAUUACGAAGAACUCCAUCUUCGACAUCGAUCUUUGGUGAAAACGCCCAAGCUGGACCUUCGAAACGAUUAGGAUCCAGAUCGGGACCUUCGACACCUACCAUGGCUUUGGGUUCACCUUUCCAAGGUGAUAUUGGAAGUAUCAUCGCUUCUGAGUAUGCCCUCGCCUGCCCCUCAAUUGUAUCUGCUAGUGUGACCGAGACUGUUAGCUCUUCACUACGCGACGAAGAUUCUUUACCAGCUGGAACACCUCUUCCUUCUUCCCACAGACCGAUAGCUCACUUGACAUCGGUCCCAACUGCAAUCCCGUCACCGGCCCCACCGAAUGAUCUGAUCCUUUCUACAACCACAGCAUCUUCGGUCGAAAUGCCUUCAGAACCUGUCCAAGAGUCGAGAGACCUUGAGUUGAGCACUCAUACACGCUCCUCUACGCCAUCGCCUCACGACAAUGCCAGUAUCGAACCUCAAGAAACAAUAUUUAUUUCUCCUAGUAGCGAAUCUACGGUAGAAGCUAAAGAUGUGUCUCUCAAAAUUGCAGAGAAGGAAAGCAUCGCUCCAGAAGGUUCAAUACCUGCUAGUGAGAACAGUUCUGAAGAAGUUGAAGAAGAUGAAAACGUGGAAAAGGAUACCCAUAAUGAUGGUCUCGCAAUACUUUCGUCUCGAGAGGAACAAGGUGACGAAAGUCGAAGCGAGGAAAUCGGUCUUACAUGUGCUGCUCCUUCCAUAGUUGAGCUACAGAAUGAUACUCAAACUAGUAUCGCCUCUUCUGAAGUCGAGCCAAAGGACAAGGACGAAACCAGUACAUCCUCAAUAUCAAAAUCAGCUUCAUCACCAUCAUCUGCCAAUACCUCGAUCAUCGCCUCUCGGGCAUUGGAAACAUCCUCAACCGAUCCUAAAAUCGCUCAAGAAUCGGUUCUGCGUGCUGCGGUGACUGAGGAGAGCCCUCAAAUGAAAUUCACAUUCUCAUUCCCAACAACUUCCAAUCAGACCGCGCCCAUCCCAUCGGUUGCACCUGCACCGCCAUCACCAAAGCCUCAAGCUGCCGUCGUCGAAGCCUCCGAAACUGGCUCCAAUGCUCCCUUUCCAAAUGCUCUUAAGUCGACUUUCGAUUUCCUCACUCGACCGGUACCUCCUACUCCACUCGGUCCGAUCAGUACUAUCAGUAGAGCUAUAGAUCGAGCUACUUCUUCUUCGAGAUUGGCUCGCGGUAAAGCUAGAAGUCAUGGUGGAGCGAUUAGAGGUGAAUUAGGUGGAUUAUGGGCUGCACAUGCCGCUCGAACUGCCAAUAAGGUCAAUCCUCCAAAAUUCACCAAGAAGACUGAUGGCGGAAAAAUGGAAAGACAGUUGAAGACGGCUCUGAAAGAGGGAGAAACCGAGAUGCAAGAUCAAGAUAUCAGUGAAGUGGUGGAGGAGAGACAAGAGGAGAGUAUGGAAAUCGUCCCUUCCGACAUUCAAGGUUCAUUUCGACCUACAUCGGCUUUCUUCCCUCUCCUAGCGUCUUCGUUCUCGACUGUACAUGAUCAACGAGUGCUUCCUUCUCAACAUCAAUCUAAUGAGAUCAUCCGACGCCAACCUCGCUCACCUCAACCUCUUUCGAUUUUCGAGAGACGACGAAACGCUUCUGCUCCUUCUGAGGUCGAAGAUGAGAUGGAAGUUGAUGAGAUCUGUGAAACUCCGCCCAAUUAUGCGAGCAGCACACCUCCUGCUUACACUCAUCGUCAUGUCCUUUCGCCCACCAGCUUCAAUCGCUUCUACCCCAUCGCACCACAGUCCGCUCAUCAUCAGGCUUCCCACCAAUCGCCUUCCUCUAUCUCGUCUAGCACCAAUGAGGAAGUAGAAAUGACCAAUGAAGAUUUUUUGAGUAAUACUGCUGCUCAUAAUCAAAGGGGUUCAUCUUUCGCUCAACAGAUGUACAUGCCCAAUAUCGUUUCUUCCUACCUCGCUCAAUUGGCUCAUCGACCACCUCCCGCACCAGCAAGAUUUAUGGAAGAUACGGAGAUGCAGGAGGCAAUCCUCAUGGAUACUCCCACUCAACCUUCCUUCCCUUCUCAUCCAGUCACGUCCAAUUUCACUCAUAACGUGGCGGCUCCUCAACCUCAUCUCAUACCACCAACCCAAGCUACCAGAGUAGAACCGCUACCACCUCAUCUACAAUUCCGACAACCUGCUUUUUACGAUGCCGACCAGGCAGACGAAGACGAAUUUGAGGAAGUUGAGAUUCCCGACCCUCCCAGCUCAGCAGCCAUUACCAAUAAGAUGGUACGAGAGACGGAAUCGGUCAGACAGGGUAUAUCAUCGCUCAGCAUAUCGGAUCCUGAAACAGUGUUAUUACCAAAUUUACCAUCCGUCGAUAUAGUACCCGAACCAUCACGAGCGGCGAUUGUUGAUCCUGAGGUCAAAAUAACACCACCACCGUCAGACGCAUCGACAUCGUCGCGCCUCCCACCCUCACAGGUACAUAUCGAACAACCAGUGAUAGUUGAUGCUGCUUUCAAUUGGGCCGAUCCUCCCGCUUCCCCUCGAUCAUCCACGGCUGAAAUGAAUGGAGCUGAAGAUCCCGUGCCAACAUCAGGAACUCCAGCCGAGUCAAACUCUACUCCUCAACCUAUCCUGUCAACGACACUUGGUAAUGUCAUUCCAACACCAAUCUCUGCCACCGUAACCUCCCCGAGCGAAGAUCCAAACAUGCCAUUCUCUCAGCCUUCAAUUCUAUCAACUCAGGGUCCUUUUGAAGCCGACUUGACGUUCCAGAAUGCACUUGAACCCCGGAACAUCAAGCCACUGAGAGCUUCUGGUUAUGCUGCAAGUGCCAAAAUGGGCUUACGAAUGCUUGCUAGUAUCGCUGAGGAAAAGGAGGAGAUUGACCAUGAUAUGAUUGACAUGAAAGCGGUAGAAGAUGUAAUCAAUGGUGACGAGAAGGUAGAGGAGAGUGGAAGAAGGUCAAGUUGGGAAGAAAAGGGUAAGAACAAGGCGGUCGAGGUCGAAGGUGUACCAGAAGGUACCUACAAGGUCGAAGAGUCAACCGAGACUUUGUCGUACGGCGAUAGAGAGCUCAUUGACAUGCUGACUUCUGGACCUUUACCGAGCUGGCUCGCUCCAGAAUCGGAACCGACAGUAUAUCAGGAGCCGUCUACCACCUUCUUCGAUCAACAGUGGUAUAAUCCAACUCAAGGUCAAUAUUUCAUACCUUCUUGCCUGAAUUCAUCAUUCUCGACUGCUCCUCCUCUUUUCGACUACAAUGGGUACCCGCUAAGGCGAAGGCCUGUUCGAAGCCAAGAGCAAUUCGCAAUUCCACCUACCUCCGCUAUAGCUCCUCCAUCCAGUCCUCCUUCUACACCACCCCCACCAGCAGUGGAAGUAGCGACCAAAGGAGAAAGUGAUUUCAUACCGAAUGCGAAGUCAGGUAAAGAAAGAGUCAUGGCCUAUAUCAAUAACACCUCUGCCCUUGGGAAAAUCUCAUCACGAUCUUCCUCUGGUCACAGUCUUUUCUCGAUGUCGCCGGUACUUACGCGUACUCAGAUGGGAAAGAUAGAUGAGGAGAUCGAUUUGCGUAAUUUCAAGAAUGAGGAAUACGAUAAAGCAAACAUGCCUCCUCCUGGUUUUGUCACGUUCCCCAAACAACGAUUCAACCAAGGGUCUUCUGGCACAUCAGCAGGUAACUUGGCUCUUCCGCCCGCCAUACCUUCAUCUUCCGGCUCAGCUUUCAAACCUGUCAUUGGACCUUCGAAGUCGACUCUCAUUACCUUUCCUUCCAGCUCUCUCAGAUCGUCGGAAGCUGUACAGGAUUCGGGUAGCUGGGAAUUGAAAACGUCUUUCCAAGCUGCUAAAAGGGGAAAUGAAAAGGCUCAAGAAGAGGAACUUCAAGGACGUGCGGAUAUACCUAUUUUUCUACCUGUUCUUACUCCUGAUUUGAUAUUUGAAGAUACACAAGGACCUUUGACAAGGAUAUUGGCGAGGUUACCCGCAAGAGUACGUCGGGCGUUGGACGCAGCCGCAACCGAUGCUCAACAAGCUCCCACGAAUGCGAACGAGGUUGGACAACUGGGAUACCCUCCAUCUUCAACUUCUUCUUAUGAAUCUUAUGGAACAUGGACAGGCCAGCGGACCUCUUCAAUUUCAGGUGAUCUCGGAGACUUCUCUGUUCGACCCGUCGAUAUUCCCUUGCGAGGAUCAUGA